This is a messenger RNA of Rhinichthys klamathensis goyatoka, 991 nucleotides long. It is a transcript of the gene cfap161, whose product is annotated as cilia and flagella associated protein 161. Bases 7 to 927 code for a protein of 306 amino acids. Gene Ontology annotation, cellular component: motile cilium. Gene Ontology annotation, biological process: cilium assembly. Lineage: Eukaryota; Metazoa; Chordata; Actinopteri; Cypriniformes; Leuciscidae. The transcript has 7 exons. The record is from RefSeq and is a predicted model, not a curated record.
UGUGACAUGGCUCAUGUCCGGACCUAUAAUCCGCGCGUUCGUGUGGGAAACUGGUAUGAAGACGUGACUUUAAAAGAGGAAACCCUAAAGGACUUCAUUCUUCAAAAAGACAGAGGCGAACUCACAGUCCAGAAAGAAGGAGCUUUGAAACAAAACAUUUUGAAACCAGUGAGUUUAUCAGUGACGCAGGAUGGCUUUCUGCACUUUGGUGACACAAUCAUGCUGGUGAACUCUGGAGGUGGAGAGCAUGACCAGCGUGGCACUUGUGUUCUUAGCAUCAUUGGCGACAUCAGUAAUAUCGCAUCACGUUCAGAGACAAAUUCAGUCCCCCACCUUCUCGGGCCCCUCCAAGUGGGGGGAUCCCACAGCAUGACCCCUUGUGUUAGAAACGCCUUUAUCAUUACAAGUGUUGAUGGGACCUCAGAUGGAGAGCUGCUCAGAUACGAUCAAAGCUUUGCCCUGAGAACUACUGCAGACUUUGCCGGAGAGCUGUUCCUUUCCAGUGAUCACCGAACAUUUCUGAAGUGUGCUAAGAAGUCUCGACUACAGGAGUUGAGUUUGGUUGAGAAGUUUGAUUUCCUGUGCUGGUGGAAGGUCCUUUACUUUGACCCCCAAGAAAGGCUUGAAAAUGAGGGAUACCCUGUUCAGGUGAACAGCAAGGUUUUGAUUUCCCACUUUAAGACAAAUCAAUGUCUGGCUGCACUCAGCAAUCACAUCCUAUGGACUCCUUUUGGUAAAGAAUAUGAACUCACUGCUCACACCUUCUUGGACUCCCAUAAAGCUGAGCGGGACAAUAACCAUUGGCUGUUUUUUACCGCUCAUCCUGCCAAUCAAAAUGAAACCCUGAUGCAACUGCAGCAAGACACAGUCAUAACGGAUGAGCAAAGAGAAAACCAAGAGGACACACAAGUAAAAGAGUGCAGUUAAAAAGAACAGAAACAUAGAAGGAAAAUAACACAAUAAUAAUAUCAAUAAAUAUUUUUGAAAAUUA